AUAUUAAUCAGGUUUUGAAAGGUGACACCCAUUAGAAAGUAUUUAUAAGGAGAGUAGUUGGUGGGAGAGAAUAUGUUACUGCUUAUUUCAGAACAGGCUGUGUUACUCUCUCAGUUACUCACUUAGGAGCCGUUGCUGCUUUUGAAGAUGACUUCUUAUUAUUCAUCAUCCCAAAAGGGAACAAGCGGAUCUGUAGCUGGUGGAAGAUCAGGGGGGAACAGGAGCUCAGUCUCCUUUGCAAGUUAUGGUGGAGUUGGUGGCAAUGCAGGGUUCUGCCAAAAUGGAGAAUAUGGUGGUGGCUUCGGUAGCAAUGUAGGUGGUGGAUAUGGUGGGGGCUACAACAUGGCUUUUGGUGGUGGUGCAGGAUCUGGUUUUGGUGGAGGAGCAGGUGGUGGAUUUGGUGGUGGAGCUGGAUUUGGUGGUGGAGCUGGCUUUGGUGGUGGAGCUGGCUUUGGUGGAGCUAGUGGAGGUGGCUAUGGCUUUGGUCAAGGUGGAGCUUUUGGCGAUGCUGGGGGUCUCCUUUCUGGCAAUGAAAAGAACACCAUGCAGAACCUAAAUGAUCGUUUGGCCAAUUACUUGGACAAAGUGAGGGAGUUGGAGAAUGAUAAUGCUGAGCUAGAGAAGAAGAUACGUGAAUGGUAUGAAAAGCAGAGUCCAGUUAGUAAGGAAGCUGACUACAGUCAAUAUUUCAAGAUUAUUGAAGACCUCAGAGCCCAGGCAAGUUGAAGAAUGAUUAUAAAUCAAUGAUUUUUGAACCUUAAGCCCAAUCCUUAGACAAUCAUCUUUUAUUAUUCAAAGCUUAAAUUUCCAUAACACUUUAUUUAACAUAAAAGCAUUUUUUAUAUUUCAGUGUACAGGGUAACUGUUAUAUUUUGUGUUUAUGCAAUGAACAUCCAUAGCUUCUCUAUGGCCACUAGCUAUCUGUCAAAGCUUUAAAACAAUUAAUCUCAAAAUUAUCCCAAUGCAGCUGCAAUAGAAAUUCUUUUUGCAUUAUUCCAAUGGAACUGAUUAGGAACAUUUCUGAAUGGAAUAAUAAAUUAUUAGGGGUAAAUUAGGACUGGAAAUCACUGCCUUAACAACUGUGUAGUCAGGUAAUAGGGAAUUAAAGAGAAUCUUAUGUUUCAAAGCUAUUGCCUUUACUUUAUCCAUAGCAAAACAAGUCUACCAAUAGCUUAAAAAUAAGUACAAAUUAUUCAAUAUUUUCUACAAUAUUAAAUUCAUGAAUUAUUUUAUACAAGUAUGAGUUGAUAUUAUAAGUGAUAUGGGAGGGAUUCUUGCCAAAACUAAUGGACUGAUGAUGAUGAUGAUGAUGAUAAUCAUGAUGGUGAGGUCUUCUUCUCACUGUUGAUCAUGUGAUACCUCAUUUUAGAUACUUGCUGCCCAUAUUGACAAUAGCAAAGUGGUUCUGGCCAUUGAUAAUACAAGAUUGACCACAGAUGACUUCAGACUCAAGUAAGUACCCAUGUUAUUAUUGUCAGUUUCUCUUAUGCAAGAUAUAUACUGAGUAUGAACCUUCAACAUCCUAGCUGCUCUGGACUAGGACUUCCCCAAUCUCCUGUCUGGAAAAUAAUUUACCAUAGAAGCUGAAUGCAAGAUGUUCCUCUAGUGCACUGUACUGAUUACUGUUUAAACCUGCCUGCAGACCUACUACCAUAAAUCCCAUGAUGCCUAGAGCUAUGGAUCGUGGGUUGUUCUUCUGAAUUAUUGUUCAAUAUCUUGCAAAGGAUCAUGGGAGUGGUCAUUUAAAGAAAUACUAUGUAUUUGUGUCCUAUAUAUAUGAGUAUAAACUAAAUAAUCCACAUCAUCUCUUUGGCCACUGGUUAUCUAUCAAAGCUUGAGAACAACGAUUCUCAAAAAGUUCAAAAUGUAGCUGCAACUAAAAGAGUUUUAGCAAUACCCCCCUAUUUAGUUUAGUUAAAAGUCACAUUAUAAUUAAAAUUGAAAGAAAUAAGAGAAGUGAUAGCUCUUUCACUAAUAUGCUAAUUAUAUAGGUUUAGUGAUAGCAGUUGAAUAUUAUAUAUACUACAGAGAGAUAAUACGAGAUAAGAGAACUUCAAAUAUUAGAAUUCACAGAUUUAUGGAAGCUGUACAUAUUUGCCAAGUUCCAAGUAAAAUCAGCGGGUUUUAAAUGAUGACUUGCAAAUAUAUACACAUACGUUACAUUUAUUUAAAAGUCUAAGAGGUAUGCAGGCUGUACACUUGAAAAGAACCAUCAUAUUAAUGUAUACACAAGGGUGAUAAGGAGUAGACCAACAGAUCUAAGGCAAUAGAUUUGAGGCUUAGCAAACACACUGUACAUUUAUUAUUAUAGUCAGCACUGAGAAUUUAAUAUCAGAUGGGAGAACAGUGUAAAGACUUACUAACAAUGUAAAGGUCCAUAGAUCAACCAUCCAUUCAUUACAUAUAUUUAUUUAAGAGUAUGCGUGUGUAGACAUAGAUAGAUAAAGACACAAACAUUGAGAUUUUUUGUAUUUUUUAUCUACAUGUGUACACAUCUAAAAACAAAAUACAAUGUAUGGACUAGAGGUAAUAACAGGGAGCUUUAGAGAAAUAUGGGUGGAAUUCACUUCCAUUUGGUUAGUCUACACCAAACUUUGAUAUGGCUGUUUUUCUGUUAGUUAGUUGUUUUUUUUUCUAUUUUUUUUAUUUAAAUUUUUAAUAAAGGAAUAACAAAAUAAACAUAAAAAGGCAUUUGUUCUGGACUUCAGUAAUGUUUUAUUUGGGUAGUAUUAAGGUUCAGUGGAAAGAUACAUGUGUGUAUCAAUCUCUUGGUAGAACGAGAGAUGGAGAAGGCUAAGUGAUAAGUCAUAAGGAUUUAAAUCUCAAGUUAAAUCUCAAAACCUUAUCACGAGCCCCAAAUCAGGCCAUAUACAUGUAGCCCCUGACUAUUAGAUUUUUCGUAUUUUCAAUCUUACAACGUUAUGUACAUGUAUGUCGUUUUUAAAAUAUCAGUUUUGCACUGAAAAGCUAAUAACUAAUAAACGUUAGGAUUUGUCUGAGCUUUUCGGUAGCCUGUACUCUCCAAGUAUAGGAAACUUACAAUAUUCCAAAUAUGUUUUAAUUCUAAUUAAAACUAUCCUCUGAAAAUAUACUACUAUUAAUAAUGCUUUUUAUAAAUAUGUGAAUUUUAAAAGAUAUUUAAUUUGGAUAUAUCAUUAGGCAGGAGUUGUUCAUGUCAUAAUCCAAUGAGCUGCAUCUUAUGGGACAAAGGCAUCUGAUACGUACCAGGACACAAAUAUAGGCAAAAGAAAAUGUGUAUUGAUCAGAUGUGGAUUUAAACUGGUUGGCAUACUUUUAUAUUAGAUGUGGCAUACUACAGCCCCCUCCCCCAGAAUGAUGGCAGUCAAGCAUGCAGAAUCUGAUAGUAUAUAAUGUACAUAGACAAGAAGAAUUCUUGGCUGGACAUUAUUUGAUUUCUUGAGUUGUACUCACAUUUAUUUUCUUAUGGCUAAGGUAUGAGAAUGAGUUGGCUCUUCGGCAAAGCGUGGAGGCUGAUAUCAAUGGCCUGCGCAGGUUCCUGGAUGAACUGACCAUGGCUAAGUCUGAUCUUGAAUCUCAGGUUGAGAGCCUGGUUGAGGAACUGGCUUACCUUAAGAAGAACCACGAGGAGGUAAGCAGAAUAGCUUUUUAUAGCUAACGUUUUCUACACUUUCAAUGUAAUCUUGCACACAAAUCGAUGGUCAGUGCAGCUGAAGUCAUAGAAAAAGUACGUAAGGACAACAAAAACAUGAAUAAGUAAUUCAGCUUUUCUUUUCUCUCAACAUUUGUACAAUAACUUUUUUAAAUUUCCACCUUUUGACUUGUUCCAGUACAGUGGAGAGAUGUGUUCACCAGAAUGUGAAACACCAAACACAAUAGAUUUACUAAAGAUUGCUAAGUUGCAUAUGAAAAAUUAGUAUCUUAAUAAUUGGUAUUCAGCUAAAGUCGUUAUUCUCUCUUGCAGGAGAUGAAGGGAAUGCAAGGCCAAGUCAGUGGCACUGUCAACGUUGAGAUGAAUGCUGCCCCAGGAGUAGAUCUGACUAAAAUCUUAAAUGAUAUGAGAAGCGAUUAUGAAAGAUUGGCAGACAAAUACCGCCAGGAAGCUGAAGAACGAUUCCAGAUGACGGUGAGUUCUUGGGAACCAUUAGCAUUCAAUGUUGUCAACUUCCAUUCACUAAUUUAUAACCUGCAGCAUUGGUCAAAGUAGGUCGGGAUAGAAGAAACAGAAUUUCCAGUAAUACUAAAGCAGAACAUGGAAAUCAGCUUUAACAAUGUAAACUCACACUGUUUGGGAAUGUUUCUCAUUUUAAAAGAUAGUCCUGGUGAGAACAAAUGGGUCAUUUGAAGGAGCUGACUUUGAAUAACCAUAGGUUCUAGAAAAACAAUAGAUCCACAUUGAUUGCGUUUGCACUGGAGUACAGAGGUUAUUAUGUGAGUGACGUAUUUAUAAAAGCUAUAAAUAAAGAUUUUUAUCCCCCCGACCAGGCACAGCAAACCCUGAUAUCGUUAUAUAUUACCAUAAUUUUAAUAGUAAUUAUAAUGUUCAUGAGCGGACAAGUAAAGAAAGGAUAAAUAUCAGUUCAUUAUCCUGGAAUGCAUUGAUAUUUUUAAUUAGUACAAGAGAGAGUUUGCCUGCCAUUAGCAAUUCUUUGAUGUUUCAAAAUCAUGUAAUUGUAAUCGCUUCUAAUCACUUUGCUCCUGUAAGGGGUUAUAUUAAUCCUUUAAUGGCAAGAACUGUUCCCACCUCUCUCUCUCACAUAUUUCAUAUUUUGUUUUGUUAUUUCAGGCCAAGGAACUGCAACAGCAAGUUGUCACCAGUAGUCAAGAAGUCCAGACUUCCAAAUCAGAGAUCUCAACCCUCAGACAAUCACUUCAAAGUUUGGAGAUAGAACUUCAGUCUCAACUUAGCAUGGUAUGAACAACUAAUCAUCUAACACCCCACCUGACAGUUCAAUAAUGAAUGCUCUUGAUAUUUUUGAAGCCACUGGUUAGAUAAUCUAUUAGUAAUAAUAAUAGAAUCUUUACUUUGUUGUAAAAAACAUACUAUUAUAAUAAGUAAUUCUAGUUGAGCAACAUAACAUAAAAUAUAAUCUGUUUUUCAAAUCUAUUUCCUUAAUUACUUUUUGUAUUUUAACCUCUAUUGUAACAUCUAUAUCAUGCCCUCCUCUGACUCAAUCUCAAUGUUCUUGUCUGCAAAACAUUUGAUUCUUUGGUAACUGGUUAGUUUACUUUCUGAUCUAUAUUUUAAAAAUUUCUACUUAAAGACACUGUUGGUCAUGCCACAACAUUAAGUAUUGUUAAGUAUUGAAGUUUACGUGAGACCUUUUGUUAGCAAUUUUUCUCUGUAAAUUGCAGAAAUCAGCUUUAGAGUCCACCUUGGCAGAAACAGAAGGACGGUAUUGUGCACAGUUGUCUCAGCUCCAGGACGUUAUCUUAAAGGUCCAAUCUGAGAUUUCAGAUCUCCGUAAUCAGAUGGAACAACAGAGUAAUGAGUACAAAUUACUUCUGGACAUCAAAACCCGUUUGGAGCAGGAAAUCUCCAAGUACAGAGAUUUACUUGAUGGACAGGACUCUAAGUAUGUUCACCCUAAAUGGAAAAUAUUUAAAUGUUCCUUAUUAAAAAAGGAGAACUUUAUAUGAAUUAGCUAUGACCAUUUUCACACAGCUAUGUAACAAAUAUUACUGAUGUAAGAAAUAUUUUUCAAAUACAAGGAAUGUAGAUACAGAUCAUGAACCAAACUUGAAGUUUAGUUCUUCUCGAGGUGGGUUAUAUGUUAGCUUUAUUAAUUAGAAAUGUUCUCCUGUGAUCAUUUAAUUAUGAGGCCAUUUAGGCUGUGGCUACCCUAUGUAGCAGAACAAAGGGAUCUGAUGUUGAAUUUAGAAGAAGUAUCAGGGUUGAAUAUAUGUCUUCUGUAUGCUAAUCCUCUAAUAUAAUGGAUAAGCAUAUUAUUCUGGAUAUUUGACUUAGCCUAAAGAAACCAUUAGUAUCUGCUCAUCUUUAAUGGGAUGCGAUGCUAGGAUACAUGGGUGGGAAUCCAAUAUAUAUUAUUGGGUAUUGGCUAUAGUUUUAUCAAAAUAGUUGCAUACAUACAUACACACACAGAAAAAGGAAUCAGUGCUCACAAGUCAAUAUUAGGAGACCAGUCAGAACUUGGCUUAAUACUCUGUAAUUCCACAAUACCGUUUUUAUAUACUCUUUACCCUUUUUAUUCAGGAUGUCAACAGGUGGAAGCUCAUCCAGCAGUACUACCAUUUCAUCUUCUUCUACUACGACUUCAAGUAAGUGUACCUCCAUUCUCGUACUACUGUCUUUCUCCAGAUGACACUGGAAGUACUGUGCCUCUCUACAACCUUGUACAUCACCACAACUCAUGAUACACCUGCACCUGAUAUAGUUCUGUUGCAAUCCUGCACAUCCUAUACAAAUAACUAAACACACCCCUAAUCUAAACGUUAUUAGCUCACCCCCUUAAAUAUGAAUUCCAAGUUCUAUUGAGGCUUCCUGUUAACCCUUGACUCAGGAUCCAACUACUUCAUAGUAUACAAUCAACCACCUCACUUUUCAGUUUUAUUUUGUUUUUACAAACGUUUGAAGACCCACCUAAACCGAAAUGCAAUCAUUGAGCAUCCACAGUCCAGUCCUAUUUCUAACUUCAUCGUUUUCUAUAUAAGAUGUAAAGUAUAGACUAUAUUAAGUGUAGUAUGCAUGGUAUAAACAGUAGCAGUGGAGCAUUUGUCUUGAGAAUAUAUUUAAUUAUAUUCACUUUUAAUAGAAUAAAAAAAAAUGCUACAUUCAUAAAAUAAUAUGUAAACACUACAAUAAUAAUAUAAUGUUUAAUUUAAAAUAUUUUAUAUAAAGCUAUUAAUAUUUAAAUUGCUCAUUUUUUUUCAACAGGCACUAACAAGGUGCGCUAGUUUCCAGAAUUCCAUUUUGGGACAAACCUCGGUGUAACACAGCCUGUUCAACUCUACUGAUGCUUCUCAUCUUAUUUGUGUGCUUUUUCAAGAUUUAUGAUACAUUGGAAUGUGGUGUUUUUUUCUUGCUAAUUGUUGAAUAAAUCUUUUAUCUAUUGCAAUGUGAA
Molecule: messenger RNA, 7061 nt
Organism: Pelobates cultripes (western spadefoot toad)
Lineage: Eukaryota; Metazoa; Chordata; Amphibia; Anura; Pelobatidae
Source: the annotation of a GenBank genome assembly